AGUCUCCCUAACUAUAAUAUUUUGUUUUCUGCGUUCACAGUACUAGGUGGAUUAGUCACUAGUUUAAGAAAUCUGGUUGCUAGGCUGGUAAUGAUGGUUGGUACGUUAGAGAAGCGAAUGACUAGCCUGGGAAUGCUAAUUGUUAGCCUAGAGACAGUAGUAACUGGUUUGGGAAUGCUAGUUGCUAGGCUAGUAAUGGUAAUUGUAGCGGAGAGAAGCCAGUGACUAGCCUAGGAAUGCUAAUUGUUGGCCUAGGGACAGUAGUAACUGGUUUGGGAAUGCUAGUUGCUAGUAAUGAUAGUUGUAGCUGAGAGAAACCAGUGACUAGCCUACGAAUGCUAGUUGUUGGCCUAGGGACAGUAGUAACUUGCUUAGGACUGGUAAUUGCUAUUCUAGUAAUGAUAGUUUUUAGCUCAGAGAAGGUGAUGAUCAGCCUGAGAAUGCUAAUUGUUGGCUUAGGAACACUGGAAACUGGCUAAAGAAUGCUAGUUGCUAGGCUAGUAAUGAUAAUUGGUAGCUUUAAGAAGCUAGUGGUUAGCCUGGGAUGCUAGUUGUUGGCCUAAGGAUAACAGUAACUUACUUAUGAAUAAGUUGCUAGGCUAGUAAUGAUAGUUGCACCUGAAAACCAUUUCAGGUGACUAUCUCAUGAAGCUCAUCAGCAAAAGGUGGCUAUUUUGAAGAAUCUAAAAUCUAAAUCAUGUUUUGACUUAUUUCACACUUUUUUGUUUACGACAUAAUUCCAUAUGGGUUCAUCCACAGUUUUGAUGCCUUCAGUCAAUUGGAAUAGACACUGAAUUGAAAAUCCUGUACUUUACAGUUGGCUUUAUGCUGCUAAAACUCCUCCGACCCAGUGGGCCAUGGACACAGGACCUCUGGGGAUGUCCUGUGGCACCGGGAUGGUGGCAGUGAUCCUGUGGGUUGCAGGGUGGACCUACCUAGAUCAGGCUUACCCCUCUCAAACUUCACAGAUGCUCAAUAAGAUCUGGAUCUGGGGAGUGUGGAACCCAGAAAAGAUUCUACACCAACUAUAUUCAGUGUUGAAAUUCAACUGGAAACAGCAUCAACAUGACGACUACAAAAGAUGGACCAGCUGAAAUAAAGAUGAAAAACGGAAGUGAGAAUGGGGAGAGGAGUCCGUCUCUUAAUCUACAACCAUUUGCACAGGAAGAGGAGGCACAUCCGACUCAUUCUUUCGAGUUGUGCUUUAGUAACAAGAGCGUCACUACGAUCACCUGCGACAAAGCAGGGACUGUUGAGGACGUCCUGAAGAGAAGUUCACAGUUCAGACGAGAUGCAGAAAAGCGCAAAGGGAAGGAGCUUGUCAUUCUGAGAGAUGGGAAAGCUAUCAGUUUGCACUUUCCAUGCAGUUUAAUUAGAAAUGAACGUCUGAUUCUAAAGUAUGUGAAAGCUGUCAACAACCCAACAAAAGGGGUCAGUAGCCGUGUUACUUCCUGCAAGGAAGAUCCAUCUAGCAACCUUGUGAUGUUUCAUGUGUUGGUAAAGGGAGGUAAAAAUGUCGUGAAUAUCCUGAAAAAUCCAGCACUAAAAACGGAAAUUCAGGAAGUUACCGUUUAUGCAUACAAAGGGGAGAAAGUGAAGCAAGCUCUUAAAAGAGAUGCUCAUUUUCUCAGUACGAUAUUCAGAAAGAACUGUGCGCUUUUUGAAAGAAGCACUGAAAUAAACAUAGAGAUGUCCAACCCAGUUGAUGAUCUUGAUGGUAAAACUUUCCAGAUCAUUUUGCUUGAUAAGUCAAGUCCACCAGGCAGUCAAUCUAGCAGUCUUGAUGAUGCUUACAUAACACCAAAUGAUUCUCAGGGAUAUGAUCCUGAUGAAAGCCAAGACUCUUUACAGCAGUCUAUCCCCACUGAUUUAGAGAAUAACCAUGUACCAGAAGAGAAACCAAAACUUCGUCUUGCUACAGAACUAGAAAAUGUACUGCGUGAAAUACCUGGUUCAAAAAACAAGUACGCUCAGUUAUCUUCAAAGUUCAAAGACUCAAUGAACGGCAGGAAAACUCAGGUUCCUAAGCUUUCUCGCAUCCAGAAUCUGCUCCGUGUGGAGUUUGAAAAGAAUGCUGAGACAUGCAGAGAGGUGAAAACAGAGAAGAAGCUGAUGGAGCUUAGUGAUUCUGUUUGUCAAGUGAGGAUCAAUGGGACACCGAUAGGAAGUGGCUUUCUGCUGUUUGCCAAUUUUGUCCUCACAAAUGCCCAUGUCAUUAAUAACAUUUAUAAUGAUGUUAGUGGGCAGCUUAACGGGAGGGUCACUGUUAAUUUCUCCUUUUAUGAUCUGGAACAGACAGUGGGAGGGUCAGUAGAGGUGGAAGAGGUUGUUGGUUAUGAGUACAAUCCUGAUGUGCCACCUCGUGACUGGGCUUUGUUAAAGCUCAGCGCUAAUGAGAAUUUGCCUCGUCCUCUGGCAGCACACGUUGGAAUCCUUCCCAAAAGCGGUGCAAUUUGCAUUAUUGGGCAUCCAGAUGGUGGUGUGAAAAAAAGAGAUUCUUGUCUGAUUGUUGCGACUGAGAACCGCAGCCAGGUUGUGGAGAGGCAUUACGUUGAAAAUCAAGGAAACAUUCAGCUGAUAACUUCACAGUUCUUUAAGAACACAGCAAAAUAUGUUGAACAAAUAAAACAGGCUCUAAUGUACGAGACUUGUUUUUAUGGUGGCUCUUCUGGUUCUCCUGUUUUUGAUAAACACUGUAAUGUUGUCGCAAUGCAUACUGGGGGAUACCUGUACCCCAGCACAAGGGGGGACACAAGUGUCAUUGAGUUUGGCUAUGCUCUGUCUGACAUCAUGGAACACAUGAUUAUCCAGAUGGUGGAGAGAGAGAAAUUUAAUGUGUUGAAGGAUUUCCUCACUUGCGGUUCCACUCAACGUGACAACAUUCUGAUGAAUGUGAAGAAACUGGUCGACAGCAGAAAUCUCACAACAUUUAAAAACGCUGUCAAUAAUUCAGUGAACAUAACUGACACAACUUUGAAGGGGUUGUUUGAAUUCUUCUCUCAUGUAGAGGCACCUGUCCCAAUGGAUAUUAACUGAGAGUGCACUGAUCACUACAAUGAGUGAGAGCAGCUUUGGCUGUUGUUUUUAUGUCAGAACACAGAAGGGUGUUUUCCUUUCCUUUCCAAGCCUUUUGGCUUGCUCUGGGGGUCGGGCAUAUGGGUUCUGUAAAGCGUCUUGAGACAAUGUGACUGUAAUUGGCACUAUAUCAAUAAAAUUGAAUUGUACA
Messenger RNA from Amphiprion ocellaris (clown anemonefish), 3226 nucleotides. RefSeq names its product serine protease FAM111A-like. The record is from RefSeq and is a predicted model, not a curated record. The transcript is spliced from 4 exons. Lineage: Eukaryota; Metazoa; Chordata; Actinopteri; Pomacentridae. The coding region runs from base 1066 to 3036 and encodes 656 amino acids.